Molecule: messenger RNA, 972 nt
Organism: Aureobasidium namibiae CBS 147.97
Lineage: Eukaryota; Fungi; Ascomycota; Dothideomycetes; Dothideales; Saccotheciaceae
Product: NAD(P)-binding protein
Exons: 2
Coding region: 1-972 (323 amino acids)
Source: RefSeq, a predicted model, not a curated record
AUGGCAGCAGCCAUCUCCUCCUUCUUCAGACAAUCAACCUGGAUCCCCUAUCCUGAACUGACCGAGAAGAAUCUACCUAACCAAGCUGGUCGCGUGUUCAUCGUCACUGGCGGCUAUGCGGGUAUCGGCUACGAACUGAGCAAGAUUCUCUACCAGCAUGAUGGUACCGUGUAUAUCGCUGGCCGCUCGCAAGAGAAAGGAAACAAAGCGAUUUCGUCGAUCCGUGAGGCUGUACCCAACUCAAAGGGCAAGCUCGAGUUUAUGCACAUUGACUUGGCUGAUUUGACCACCAUCAAGCCUGGCGUUGAGAAGUUUUUGUCUCGAGAGUCAAGACUGGAUGUUUUGACAAACAAUGCUGGUGUCAUGACCCCACCGAAGGGAUCGAAGACCGCUCAAGACUAUGAGCUUCAGAUGGGAACCAACGUGCUUGGAUCCUUCUUGCUUACCAGACUCUUGCUUCCCAUCAUCGAGAAGACAGCGAAGUCUUCGCCUGCAGGAUCAACACGAGUCACUUUUGCUGGCUCUCUCGCUGUCGAUCUUAUGUCUCCAAAGGGUGGUGUAUCUUGGACAGACGGCAAACCCACAGUUCAUUUGUCGCAAGAGGCCAACUAUGGCCAGUCCAAAGCCGGAAAUGCUCUUCUCGCCAGCGCUCUGCGCCGCCGCUGUAAAGACUCCGGCGUCAUCUCCAAUGCAUGGAAUCCUGGCAAUCUCAAGUCUGAGUUGCAAAGACAUAUGCCCAGUGUACAAGCCAUGUUUGUCAACAUGAUCGUUUACCCAGUCCAGAACGGCGCUUAUACAGAGCUUUUUGCUGGUUGGGGUGAGGAAGCCGGGCGUCCUGAGAACGGGGGCAAGUUCAUCAUUCCGUGGGGUCGUUUUGGUCCUGUGCGUGGGGAUGUCGCUGAUGCAAUGGAGAAUGGAGGCGACGAAAAGCUGUGGGAGUGGUGUGAGAAGGCUUCUGCGCAGUAUGCUUGA